Macadamia integrifolia is the source of this 2503-nucleotide messenger RNA. RefSeq names its product homeobox protein ATH1-like. Bases 1523 to 2422 code for a protein of 299 amino acids. The record is from RefSeq and is a predicted model, not a curated record. The transcript is spliced from 3 exons. Lineage: Eukaryota; Viridiplantae; Streptophyta; Magnoliopsida; Proteales; Proteaceae.
UGGAGUCAUUGGGAUGAGUUUACUUGUUAAUGAGUACUGAUGCAGGGAUAAGAUUCAUCAUUGUGUAUUACUGACUGUAAGCUCAAUGAGUGAAAGAAUAUAACCUUUUUUUUAGUGUAGAAAAUCGUCAUUUGAAAUCCUUUCAUAUGCUCAAGCCCAAAGAUUGUUAGCAUGUCUCUGUGAUCCUUAUGGCAAAUCCAACUGGUACAUUAUGAUGUAUUGUAUAUUUCAUUUGAAUCUCUUUUGCUGGGUGCUGACCCUAGAUGUGCAUUUUGUUAAUUUCAUGUUUUUCAGUAAAUUCUUUCUUCACAUGGGGUAUUAGUCAGUUUAAUUGCCCUAUCUUUUGGUUCCUGCUUUGUAGUGUCCUCAGUACCCAUCUAGAUAUCUUACUAUCAGAAUAUGAUUCACCUUCAUUUGUAUUUUCUAGACUUGGUAUGUGUAUUGCCUCAUAGUUACUUAUGGGUUGUAUUCCAGGCCUAUAUUUCCUGAAGAUGAGUCAAUAACCGAUGCAGAGAAUGACAAAAUACCAAUUGGAGCACAGAAGCAUUUUGCCAUAGAAGUAACUAAUCUCUUCUCUUUUUCAGUGAGAUCCACUGUGAAUGGUCAUGAACAGUGGUUGGAGAUGUAAUUUGCAGGCUGCUUUAAUGUUACAGUUUCCUGGGUGUAACUUCUAUAGAUCUGAAUAUGCAACAAUCACAUGGUAUUUGCCACUAACUUCUGUGCAGGUUGAAGUCACCGAUAGUUAAGGUUAAAGUCACUAAUCUCUUACUCUACUCUCACAAAGUGAGAGAUUAUUGACUUUAAGCUGUGAAGAAUGGUUUAGUGGAGGUUAUAUAUGAUAUAUAACUGUCCUUUGCUCUCCCUUUGUCAAAUGGAGAAUGGCAUAAUCAACCCGUCGCCAGAAAUUGCUGAUCAAAAUCCUAUGGUUUUAGAUGGGAUCCCCUCACAUUUGUUGUCAGAUGCACUUGUCCAGUCUCUAAUUCUUUAUAGCCGAAGCCAAAUCAUAGCUGGAUAUCCUUUGCUCCCAACUUUGCAAGGAGAAGAAAUGAAUGAUCUCCAAGACGACUUCCCAAUGACAAAUCAUGGUGGGAUUGUCGAUUCAAAUGCUUCGAUAUCUAGAAAUUUGCUGCUCAAUAGACAGGCCAUUAGAAAUGCCUCAGUCAAAAGUUUGCAUCACGUCAACAACAUUGAACUUCAGGAGCAGUUCAGCGGAGAAACAUCUCUUUCUGCUACAUAGCUUCCUAACAUUUUGGAAACUUCCAGUACUCUGCAUGAAAAUCUUGAUAGGGUCACAAUUUAUACCCCAACAACAUUCCCAUUGGAGGAUUUGAGGAUUUUUGCUUCAAAUGGCUACUACACUUCAGAUUCAUCAUUUGCAGCCUCUAUGAACGAUAGAUACAAUAGAGGACAGGGUGAUGCAGAGCUUAUGGCACCGAAGGACUGCAGUUUUCCUGGGCAAUUGGAUGGUAAAUGGGAUAUCAAGAAGUCGCUAGAUGGUGAGUAGCUUACUGGGAAAACUCCGAUGAAUGCUUUUAGUGAGCCAUACCGUUUUGUUGGUUGCUUAGGCCCCAGUGCUUGGAUUACAUCUAACAUGUCUAACUACAGUGCGGAUGAUUCGUACACCUAUCGUAUGCCUAAUAAUGAGCUGUCUCUGAGUCUUGCCAAAUACCAACCAUCUAUUACCACUGUACCCACCAUUCCACAUCAGUGCUCAGAAAUAAGCUGCUCUGGUUUUACUCAGCAUUCUUUGCACGAAGUAGGGAUGGGUACUGGAUUGGAUUCAGAGCAAACCUGUAGCAAGAGUAAGGAGCUUUCCCUGAGUUAUGGUUCAUAUAAAUUUUUCGACAUCUCACAUAUUUUGUCGGGAUCAAAAUAUCUCCAUGUGGCUCAGCAAAUACUCACUGAAAUUGCAAGCUAUUCGCUUGGAAAUCUAGACAACAUUAGCUAUUCACCAGGACAGAUUGGUAAUCGGGCGAAGAUUUCAUUUUCUUCAAAUUUCUCUGAUAUGAGAGAGAUUUCAGUGGACUCUGACGAAUCUCAGUACUCUGCUGAAGCAGUCAGAUCCAGGGAUCAAAUUAAGUUCACACUGCAAAGACAGGAAAUUAAAACAAAGUUAUGCUGCCAGGUUGAUAACAGAUAUAGCCACUGUUUGGAUGAGAUCCAUACAGUAAUUUCUGCAUUUCAUGCUGCAACUGAGCUGGAUCCUCAGAUACAUGCUCGUUUUGUUCUUCAAAAAGUCUCCCUCCCAUAUAGAAACUUAGGGGAGAGAAUCGCCAAUCAAAUCCUUGCUAUUGGGGAAGGCCUCAGCAAUGGACGUAAUAGAGAGGGGACAUCUUUCAAGUCAUCUUUCAUCCAAAAGCAAUGGGCUCUGAUCCCGGAGGUGUGGGUUGUGAGAGGGGUGGAUACCUCUGAUGACGUGUAGUGGAUAGAGUCAUACCCUUGUGAUCAGGGAUUUCGUUCCUUGAAUAUAGGAGUGGAUGAGGGCAUGUUUCUGAGAGCCCUG